CACGUAUCUCAACACACACACAUCUAAUUAUGUAGGCAGAAUAUAUAAACUUAAGACGACCAAAUGUCUAGGCAUUUCUCUCUUGUCAUUUUGGGCGCUUUUGUCCUGCUCAGGUGUGUCCAGUUUGUACAAGAUUUGAGGAACUUCGUGUCCACCAUGCAGACCUCCAUCUUAAGUCUACUUGUCAUCGCCUGCGUCAUUGCCAUGUGCCUGGCAUCCGGUGGCCACGGCCCUGUGAGUUCUUAUUGCCCAAGAAAAGGAGAUGCCGGACAUGGAGCACAUGAUGCCCAUGGAGCCACCGACGCUCACGGCGGCGAUGCCCACGGAGCAGCUGCUGGUCAUGGUGACGCCCACGGAGAUGCUCACGGUGAUGCUCAUGGCGCUGGAAACGGAUCAGAAAAAAUUGGAAGCUUUGGAGUUUUGGCAGCCUUGGUCCCACUUUUACUCUCUGUGGUUCUGUCCAAGUAAUGCUCCUGUUCUUAGGUCCCCCCUAGCUGACCAGCUAGAAGAUGUUUGUCGUAACAUUUCUCAACUAGGCACUUUUUUUUUUUAUUUUAUUUAGUACGUGUGCUGCUUCAUUUGUGCCAUCCCCAACGGUUUCUGAAAUGUCACGUGACUACUUACAAAACAAAAAUACAUUUGAAUUUAGAUCUACUUCGUUUAUUGUGGUGUGCUACGGAGUAUAUAUACUACCAAACAAUCUAAAAUGUCCAUUUAUUUCUAGAAACACCCUGUGUACAAAGGGAAUCUUCUUUUAGCGUGAUAGUGGGAGGAGUCUAUCAAAAGUUAGGCUCCCUAUAUAUCUCCUGUUAGUAUGUGCUUCUACUAGAUACUACUUUGUUUUGACACCGUGUACUAUUGCUGACGAACUGUUUAACAUGGUCACACUUGAAGAGCGGCUCUAGUUCUUAAUCUUCAGAAUUCCGUGCCAAUGAGUGCCUCGGCAGCAUAUGACUUGGCGGAAACGUGAGUGUCUCAGUGCGCAUGCGUGUGUGUUUGUUUGUCCGUGAGCGAUGCACAGACAAAUAAAAUAAUAUAUUAUGAAUCAAA
Messenger RNA from Biomphalaria glabrata, 1050 nucleotides. RefSeq names its product holotricin-3-like. The record is from RefSeq and is a predicted model, not a curated record. The coding region runs from base 64 to 468 and encodes 134 amino acids. The transcript is spliced from 6 exons. NCBI's taxonomy places the organism in Eukaryota, Metazoa, Mollusca, Gastropoda, Planorbidae.